GCGGCCGGACGGGAGUUCCCCGGAGAAGGAUCCUGCAGCCCGAGUCCCGGUGAGUGCGAGAGGACCCGCGCCCCCUGUCACCCCUCACUUCUCCUGAGUCCCAAGUAAGGAACGGAGCCAACCCUGGGGAGGACCCCCGGUCCCCUCUCCCAGAGUAUACGGAGCCUGAACCUCCCCACUUCCCCCAACUCUGUUCGCGGAUAGGGUCUAGUUGCCUGCUCUCGGACAUCCGUUCAGCAGACACUACCUCUUCGUCACCCCCUGCCCACCCUGACCCGCCUUUACCUCGCGUCUAGAGGACACAGCCAGGGAUCAUCCCGCAGCCCCGAACUCCUUCACAGACCCCCACUAGCCGGGGACGCAGCUCAGGCCCCCUACCCCCAACACAAACACUUCUCUCCUGUAGAGGAUAAAGCUUGGGGUUCAUCCUCCUUCCCUGGAUCACUCCACAGUCCUCAGGCUUCCCCAAUCCAGGGGACUCGGCGCCGGGACGCUGCUAUGGACGACAUUUUCACUCAGUGCCGGGAGGGCAACGCAGUCGCCGUUCGCCUGUGGCUGGACAACACGGAGAACGACCUCAACCAGGGGGACGAUCAUGGCUUCUCCCCCUUGCACUGGGCCUGCCGAGAGGGCCGCUCUGCUGUGGUUGAGAUGUUGAUCAUGCGGGGGGCACGGAUCAAUGUAAUGAACCGUGGGGAUGACACCCCCCUGCAUCUGGCAGCCAGUCAUGGACACCGUGAUAUUGUACAGAAGCUAUUGCAGUACAAGGCAGACAUCAAUGCAGUGAAUGAACACGGGAAUGUGCCCCUGCACUAUGCCUGUUUUUGGGGCCAAGAUCAAGUGGCAGAGGACCUGGUGGCAAAUGGGGCCCUUGUCAGCAUCUGUAACAAGUAUGGAGAGAUGCCUGUGGACAAAGCCAAGGCACCCCUGAGAGAGCUUCUCCGAGAGCGGGCAGAGAAGAUGGGCCAGAAUCUCAACCGUAUUCCAUACAAGGACACAUUCUGGAAGGGGACCACCCGCACUCGGCCCCGAAAUGGAACCCUGAACAAACACUCUGGCAUUGACUUCAAACAGCUUAACUUCCUGACGAAGCUCAACGAGAAUCACUCUGGAGAGCUAUGGAAGGGCCGCUGGCAGGGCAAUGACAUUGUCGUGAAGGUGCUGAAGGUUCGAGACUGGAGUACAAGGAAGAGCAGGGACUUCAAUGAAGAGUGUCCCCGGCUCAGGAUUUUCUCGCAUCCAAAUGUGCUCCCAGUGCUAGGUGCCUGCCAGUCUCCACCUGCUCCUCAUCCUACUCUCAUCACACACUGGAUGCCGUAUGGAUCCCUCUACAAUGUACUACAUGAAGGCACCAAUUUCGUCGUGGACCAGAGCCAGGCUGUGAAGUUUGCUUUGGACAUGGCAAGGGGCAUGGCCUUCCUACACACACUAGAGCCCCUCAUCCCACGACAUGCACUCAAUAGCCGUAGUGUAAUGAUUGAUGAGGACAUGACUGCCCGAAUUAGCAUGGCUGAUGUCAAGUUCUCUUUCCAAUGUCCUGGUCGCAUGUAUGCACCUGCCUGGGUAGCCCCCGAAGCUCUGCAGAAGAAGCCUGAAGACACAAACAGACGCUCAGCAGACAUGUGGAGUUUUGCAGUGCUUCUGUGGGAACUGGUGACACGGGAGGUACCCUUUGCUGACCUCUCCAAUAUGGAGAUUGGAAUGAAGGUGGCAUUGGAAGGCCUUCGGCCUACCAUCCCACCAGGUAUUUCCCCUCAUGUGUGUAAGCUCAUGAAGAUCUGCAUGAAUGAAGACCCUGCAAAGCGACCCAAAUUUGACAUGAUUGUGCCUAUCCUUGAGAAGAUGCAGGACAAGUAGGACUGGAAGGUCCUUGCCUGAACUCCAGAGGUGUCGGGACAUGGUUGGGGGAAUGCACCUCCCCAAAGCAGCAGGCCUCUGGUUGCCUCCCCCGCCUCCAGUCAUGGUACUACCCCAGCCAUGGGGUCCAUCCCCUUCCCCCAUCCCUACCACUGUGGCCCCAAGAGGGGCGGGCUCAGAGCUUUGUCACUUGCCACAUGGUGUCUCCCAACAUGGGAGGGAUCAGCCCCGCCUGUCACAAUAAAGUUUAUUAUGAAAA
This is a messenger RNA of Homo sapiens (human), 2116 nucleotides long. It is a transcript of the gene ILK, whose product is annotated as integrin linked kinase. The coding region runs from base 499 to 1857 and encodes 452 amino acids. NCBI's taxonomy places the organism in Eukaryota, Metazoa, Chordata, Mammalia, Primates, Hominidae. Gene Ontology annotation, cellular component: nucleus; sarcomere; cytoplasm. The record is from RefSeq and is marked reviewed. Gene Ontology annotation, molecular function: protein kinase activity; ATP binding. The transcript has 12 exons. Gene Ontology annotation, biological process: positive regulation of BMP signaling pathway; integrin-mediated signaling pathway; outflow tract morphogenesis.